GUGUGCGUUGUGCUAUUGUUCAUUCUAGCAAAAAGCGAAAUCCUAGAAAUGGACCGUGGCUCAAAGCGUAGGCAGGUGAAGCCACUGGCUGCCUCUCUCCUUGAUGCUUUGGAUUAUGACAGCUCAGAUGACAGUGAUUUUGAAGUGGGGGAUGCUUCAGGUUCAGAGGGCACUGGUAAUGGUAGCGAUGAGGAAGGCUCUAAAGAGAGUGCAGCUGGCACUGACAGCGACUCUGAUGCCAUCUGUUCGGCAGAUGAGGACGGCAUAGAGGAAGAGGAAACGAAAGAGCUGAAUGCAGAGGACACAGCUACUGAAGAAGAGGAAAAAUCCAAAGAGCAGGCUUCUACAGAGGAAACCGCAAACAAAGAGCCUGGAGGUACCUCCAAAAGUCGGAAGAAAGGCGAGAAAGCGUCAGAGACAGAACCCAACGGGAGCGGUGCGAUCGAGGAGGGCCCAACAGAACCGAAGAAGUGGAACCUCAGACGGAACCGACCCAUGCUGGACUUCACCACUAUGGAGGAACUGAAUGAGAUGGAUGAUUACGAUAGCGAGGAUGACAAUGACUGGAGGCCCACAGCAGGGAAGAAGAAAGGCAAAGCAGUUGGAAAGGAAAAAGGAGGCAGCGAAGAGGAGGAUGAGGGAAGCGAUGAAGAUGAUAACGAUGACGAAGAGAACGAGGACGACAAUGAGAAUAACAGCAGCAGCGAUAGCGAGAAGGAGGAGAAGAAACCGAAGAGGAAGACGGCCAAGAGCACCGGGACAUUUGAUGAGGAGGAAACCAAUGAUAGUCAUAGCACCUCUCAGGGAAAAGGCAACGAGGAUUCCCUUUUGGAGCGCGCCCAGACGUGGAGCUCCCAGAGGAUGGACCACAUCCUGAUCUGCUGCGUGUGUCUGGGAGACAACAGCGAGGACGCCGACGAGAUCAUCCAGUGCGACAACUGCGGCGUGACUGUGCAUGAAGGUUGCUACGGUGUUGAUGGUGAGAGUGACUCCAUUAUGAGCUCAGCCUCAGAGAACUCAACAGAACCGUGGUUCUGCGACGCCUGCAAGAACGGCGUCACGCCUAGUUGUGAGCUCUGCCCCAAUCAGGAUGGGAUCUUUAAGGAGACAGACGCUGGGAGGUGGGUUCAUGUGGUGUGUGCGCUCUACGUCCCAGGAGUGGCAUUCGGCGACAUAGACAAGCUACGUCCUGUGACACUUACAGAGAUGAACUAUUCAAAGUAUGGAGCUAAGGAGUGUAGUUUCUGCGAGGACCCCCGCUUUGCCCGGACCGGAGUGUGCAUCAGCUGUGAUGCAGGCAUGUGCCGCUCCUAUUUCCACGUGACGUGUGCACAGCGGGAGGGGCUUCUGUCUGAAGCUGCUGCGGAGGAGGACAUUGCUGACCCGUUCUUUGCCUACUGUAAGCAACAUGCCGAUCGCUUUGACAGAAAGUGGAAGAGGAAAAAUUACCUGGCCCUUCAGUCCUACUGUAAAGUGUCUCUGCAUGAGAGAGAGAAGCAACUCACGCCCGAAGCCCAAGCCCGGAUCACGACGCGGCUGCAGCAGUACCGGGCCAAGGCGGAGCUGUCCCGGAACACACGGCCACAGGCGUGGGUACCACGCGAGAAACUACCGAGACCCCUCACCUCCAGCGCGUCCGCCAUCCGCAAACUGAUGCGCAAAGCCGAGCUGAUGGGUAUCAGCACGGACAUCUUCCCAGUGGACACGUCCGACACCAGUGCCAGCGUGGACGGACGCAGGAAACACAAGCAGCCCGCCCUCACCGCCGACUUUGUCAACUACUACCUGGAGCGUAACAUGAAGAUGAUUCAGAUACAGGACAACAUAUCUGAGCAGAAGAACCUCAAAGACAAGCUGGAGAGCGAACAGGAGAAACUACACGUGGAGUACAAAAAGCUGUGUGAGUCUCUGGAAGACCUGCAGAAUGUCAAUGGGCUGCUGAGGAGCGAGGGCCAAGCCAUGUGGAGUCUGAUGGGGGGGAUCCUUGGACAGAAACUAAACUCUCCUGCCGUGCUGAAAGCUCCUAAAGAGAGAAAGCCCAGCAAAAAAGAGGGAGGAACACCAGGGAAGUCUUCCAGCCUCCCAGCUGUCCUCUACAGUUGUGGAAUCUGUAAAAAGAACCAGGACCAGCAUCUUCUGCUGCUGUGUGACACAUGUAAGCUUCACUACCAUUUGGGCUGCCUGGACCCACCUCUGACGCGCAUGCCCAAGAAAACCAAGAACAGUUACUGGCAAUGUUCUGAGUGUGACCAGGCCAGCAGUGAUGAAGCCGACAUCGCCAUGGAGACGCUGCCAGAUGGCACCAAGAGGUCCAGGAGGCAGAUCAAGGGGCCAAUCAAAUUUAUCCCUCAAGACAUGUCGCCAGAGCCUAAAAAGCUUCAAGUUAGAUCCACAAGAACAAGAGGCCAGAAGAGGAAGAGAGUGUCCAUCUGCGAGGAGGAAAAGAUUGAGGAACCGCCGCCGCGGGAGCGACGGCAGAGGCAGUCUGCAAUGCAGAAGAAGCCCAAAGCCGACGACACCAGAACAGAGUGCACCACCUGCAAAGGCCCAGGUGACAACGAGAAUCUAGUGAGGUGCGAUGAAUGUCAACUCUGUUACCACUUUGGGUGUUUGGAUCCUCCCCUAAAGAAGUCACCCAAACAGACGGGGUACGGCUGGAUCUGCCAGGAAUGUGACACCUCUUCGUCAAAGCAGGAAGACGACCGCUGUCGUAAUUCUCGGGUAUCUGCUCCUGACUGGAUUCUCAGCGCCCGUCGCAGCACCUCUGAGUGCAGCUACCUAAAAUAUGACAACUGCAGUGGACUGGCUCUAGCCUAA
Chanos chanos (milkfish) is the source of this 2817-nucleotide messenger RNA. It is a transcript of the gene phf14, whose product is annotated as PHD finger protein 14. Gene Ontology annotation, biological process: regulation of transcription by RNA polymerase II. The record is from RefSeq and is a predicted model, not a curated record. Bases 49 to 2817 code for a protein of 922 amino acids. Lineage: Eukaryota; Metazoa; Chordata; Actinopteri; Gonorynchiformes; Chanidae. The transcript has 18 exons.